AUGGAAAGUCUCCAGACCAAUACGGAAAUGCUCUAUCCUGAGAUAAUUGUGGACGUGGGCACAGUGACUUUUGGAGAAGAGAACAGGAAGAAGAUGACCAAUAACCAGCUGAAAAGAAAUGAGAAUUCUAAAAUCAUCCAAGCCGCCUGUGCACUGUUAAAUUCUGGAGGGGGUAUGAUCAAAGCGAAGAUUGAUGAUAAAACCUACAGCUACCGAUGCCACGGGCUGGGACAGGAUCUGGAGACUUCUUUUCAAAAGCUCCUUCCUUCAGGUUCACAGAAAUACCUUGACUACAUGCAACAGGGGCACAAUCUCCUGAUUUUUGUGAAGUCAUGGAGUCCAGAUGUUUUCAGCCUCCCCCUAAGGAUCUGUAGCUUGCGUUCCAAUUUAUAUCAGAGAGAUGUGACUUCUGCUAUAAACCUGGGUGCUAGCAGUGCCCUAGAACUUCUCAGACAGAAGCAGUCUAGAGCCCAAAGAAGAAGACCCAGGGUGAAGGAGCUGCAUCCUCAGAAGGUUUGUGACAGACACAUUCAGGAAGAGGAAGAUAUGAGGCUGUCUGCUUCAGAAUUUCUUAAAAAGGACAAACUCAUGUAUAAAGAGAAACUCAACUUUACUGAGUCAACACAUGUUGAGUUAAAAAGGUUCACCACCAAAAAGAUUGUCCCUAGGAUUAAAGAAAUGUUGCCUCAUUACAUUUCUGCAUUUGCCAACACCCAUGGGGGAUACCUAAUUAUCGGGGUAGAUGAUAAGAGCAAAGAAGUGUUUGGAUGUAAGAGAGAAAAAGUGAACCCUGACUUAUUAAAAAAGGAAAUAGAAAACUGCAUAGAAAAACUGCCUACAUUCCACUUCUGCCACGAAAAGCCAAAGGUGAAUUUCACUACCAAAAUCUUGGAUGUGUACCAAAAGGAUGUCCUGUAUGGGUAUGUCUGUGUUGUUCAAGUGGAGCCCUUCUGCUGUGUGGUAUUCACAGAGGCCCCAGAUUCGUGGAUCAUGAAGGACAAUUUGGUCUCAAGGCUGACGGCAGAGGACUGGGUGGCUAUGAUGCUGGAUAUUCCACCAGCUCCCUCCAGUUUGGCCACAGACUACAGCCUUCCCUCGAUUUCACCUGCUUCAUCUGCACUAAGAAGCUCAUCAUAUCCUAUGAAAGUCCUGGAAUUUAAGGAGGUUCUACAACAACGUUUGUUUCCAGUGACACAGGAAGAGAUACAAUUUAAACCGGAAUCCCUCUGUAAGACGCUGUUCUCAGAGCAUAAAGAACUGGAGGAAUUCAUGAAGACGCAGAUACGUCCUAUCUCGCAGGGGAUUGUGAUAUUUUCUCGAAGCUGGGCUAGUGAUAUUGGCUUAAGGAAGGAGCAGAACGUCUUGUGUGACGCUCUCCUAAUAGCGGUGAACAGCCCCCUGGUACUCUAUACAAUCUUGAUACACCCCAGUGGGACCGAAGGGCCCGAGUAUGCCCGAAACACUGCUCGUCAGUUAAAGCAGAAACUGGGAACUGUUGGUGGUUACACAGGGAGAGUGUGUGUCAUUCCGAGACUGCUGCACCUGCCGGGCACACAGUCUAGACCCUGUGGGAUCCCUGUCCACUACCCUCAAUCCUACCAGCUUGCUAACGAGGAGGAAAUGGAAGACUUGUUGCAGGCCCUUAUCGUGGUGGUCUUGCUGUGCUCUCGAUCCCUUCUGAGUGACCGGCUGGGCUGUGAAUUUUUCAACUUGCUCAUCGAGGAGCAGUGUGAGUUGCUUUCAGAGAGCCUUCAGGAGACGCGAGAAUUGUUCAUCCACUGCUUCCCAGGAAGCAGGAAGACAGCCCUAGCCAUAAAGAUCAUGGAGAAAAUCAAGGACCUAUUCCACUGCAAACCAAGAGAGAUCCUCUACGUUUGCGAACAUGACGCCUUAAAGGAUUACGUGGCCCAACAAACCACCUGCCAGGCUGUGACCCGGAAAACCUUCAUGCAAGGGGAGUUCCUAAAGAUUAAACACAUAGUGAUGGAUGAGACUGAGAAUUUCUGCAGUGUAUAUGGUGAUUGGUACAAGAAGGCUAAAGGUAUCACCCAUCCAGAGAUGAGAGGAGCUGGAAGGAAAAACCUUCACCAUGGGGUUCUCUGGCUCUUUCUGGACCCCUUCCAAGUCCAUCAUGCUGAUGUCAACGGCCUCCCCCCUCCAUCUGCUCAGUUUCCUCGGAAAACAAUCACCAAAGGGAUCCACUGUUCUCUGGAAAUAGCAGUGGUCAUGAAACAAGAAAUGAAGAAGAUCAAAGAAAAUCCUCCCUCCAACAUGUUUCUGGACACAGUGGCACUGUUCAGGGAAGCUGCCUACGAGGAAGCAAUGCGUGCCCAGGCUCUUCCUGGGGUGUGUGAAACAGAGACCAACCUGACAAUAGAACAAAUUGCAAAGUACGUGGCAGAAAGAUGUCACAACCUGUUCCAAUGUGGCUAUCUGCCCAAAGAUAUAGCAAUUCUGUGCAGAAGAGGGGAGGACAGAGGACGCUAUGAGCUUGCACUGCUAAAAGCAAUGGAAUUAAUUGAGACCCACAGAGCAGCAGAAGUUGUGUUCAGCCAGGCCUCUGGUGCUUCGGGCAGUCACAUCAUUUUAGACAGCAUUGAGCAGUUUUCAGGCCUAGAGAGGAAUAUUGUGUUUGGGCUGAGUCCAGAAUGCACUCCUUCAGAGGAAACUCAUAAGCUCUCCUUUGCCUCAAGAGCCAUUAAACACCUCUACCUGCUUUAUGAAAAGAGAACAGCCUUCUGA
This is a messenger RNA of Eptesicus fuscus (big brown bat), 2742 nucleotides long. RefSeq names its product protein SLFN14. Bases 1 to 2742 code for a protein of 913 amino acids. Gene Ontology annotation, molecular function: ribosome binding; RNA endonuclease activity. The record is from RefSeq and is a predicted model, not a curated record. Lineage: Eukaryota; Metazoa; Chordata; Mammalia; Chiroptera; Vespertilionidae. The transcript has 4 exons. Gene Ontology annotation, biological process: mRNA catabolic process; rRNA catabolic process.